AGUUCGCUAGCCGGAUGUUGCCUCAACAGCAGCUGCUGAACUAUCCCUUGAUGUUGACAUCGGUGACGAGCUGUCUAAUGGCGACUAGAGCUGGGACUUGAUUGAAGCCAAGUGACACAGCCUAAUACUGCACCUGAUGUGUAUAUGCUAGUUACAUUUCCAACCUCGCCCUCUUGCUAACGCAGACUGGGAACAGUGGAGAGCAGCUUGCUAGCUCGACCAGGCUAGCUGUACCUAGCAUUACCAGUUCACUUGAAGUAAUGAGGUGUAUCCAUUAUUGAACAAUCAUGAUGGCAGGUUCCCAGUGGGAGCUUCCUCCAGAGUUAUGUUGUCGGCCCAUGGCCUUUGUGGCUCUGACCGGCCUGGAUGUGGUGUACAAUGCUGUGCACAGAGCCAUCUGGGAUGCCUUCUGUGCCAACCGUCGUGCAGACAGAGUCCCCAUCUCUUUCAAAGUUCUCCCAGGAGACCAUGAGUACCCUAAAUGUCGCACCAAGCGAACCUCCUAUGAGUGGUACAUCCCUAAAGGCAUCCUGAAAACAGGCUGGAUGAAUAAACAUCUGAACCUGGUACCUGCUCUGGUUGUUCUCUUUUAUGAACUGGAUUGGGACGAUCCAGUGUGGAAAGAGAAACAGUCUGAAUGUGCCACUAAAGUGGAGAUUGUCAGGACCAGUCUUCAGGGCAGGAACACCAAGGUUGCUGUGGUUCUAAUCCAGAAGAAAACUCCUCUACCUCCAGGGGAGGACCUGGUAGCAUCAGAGAGAGCAGCAGCUCUUUGUAAUGCGUGUGAUCUGUCAGGCAAGAGUCUCUUCGUACUGCCGCACACUGACCACUUGGUGGGCUACAUUAUAAGGUUGGAGAAUGCCUUCUAUGAACAUGCUCAAACGUACUACUACACUGAGAUUCGUCGUGUCAAAUCCCAUAAGGAGUUCCUUAACAAGACAACACAUCAGCUGCUGUUUGUCAGACACCAGUUCAAGAUUGCUUUCUUCAGUGAGCUGAAACAGGACACGCAGAACGCUCUGAAGUAUUACAGAACUGCAUACAGCCUUGUCCAUGAGCUCAGAGCCCACGAGACCAACAUGUUAGAAAUCAAAACUAUGGCUGGAUUCAUCAACUAUAAGAUCUGUCGUCUGUGUUUCCAGCACAACACUCCUCUAGAUGCUAUAGCCCAGUUCAGGAAGCACAUCGACUUGUGUAAGAAGAAGAUUGGCAGUGCUGAACUGGCCUUUGAACACGCUGCAUGGAUGUCUAAACAGUUCCAGUCAUUUGGUGAACUGUUUGAUGAAGCGAUAAAAUUGGGUCUGACAGCCAUCCAGACCCAGAACCCUGGUUUCUACUACCAGCAGGCUGCCUGUUACAGCCAGGAGAGGAAGCAGCUGGCUCAACAGCUCUGUCAGGUUGGAGCGAGUUAUCCUUCCCCUGACCCACUGGACACCCAAAGUGGAGCACUGGACUUCUAUGGGCAGAGAUCAUGGAGACAAGGACACCAGAGUAUUGAUCCUCCAGAUGCAGAGAAGGAAAAGACAGCGAUUCUGGCUCUGCAGAUCAAAGAGGGAGAUGUACCACAUUCUGAGCUGAUAAUAGCACUUCUCAGUAAUGCUGUUGCCCAGUUUAAGAAAUACAAGUGCCCCCGAAUGAAGAGUCACCUCAUGGUGCUAAUGGGAGAGGAAUACUACCAUGCUAAGGACUACACCAAAGCCCUAAAGCUUUUGGACUAUGUGAUGUGUGACUAUCGUACAGAGCGAUGGUGGGAACUCCUGACAGCCAUAUUGACCACUGCUCUGCGCUGUGCUUAUCUAAUGGCAAGUGUCAAAGACUACAUCAUAUACUGCAUGGAGCUGCUGGGCAGAGCAUCAACACUGAAGCAAGAACAAAAGGGAAGGAUUGAGAAGAAUCUCAUCAAAGCCAUGAUGAAUGAGGUUCCUGAUCCUGAGCCAGAGUGUGAUCCAGCCUCUGUCAGUGCAGCCAGGUUGCUGUGGAAUGACCGCAUGGCUUUAGCUGGAUCAAAUGACCUCACCAUAGAAGUGCAGGACUACAUACCAUUCAUCCAAUGUAAGGCCAAGUUCCACUCUCCCAGUUUCCAUGUAGACCAGCCCAUCCAGCUUCAGGUCUUCCUCCGAGCUGACUGUCCUCAUCCUGUAUCACUUAACAAGCUUGCCGUCAGCCUCAGUAACCAGGAGUACAACCAGUGGUGUGUGGUGGAGUCGUCAGGUCAGGAGAGUAUGAACUUAUUGCCGGGGAAAACCAAAUGCUACAACUUCAGCUUUGUAGCAAAGACUGAAGACGUUGGCAAGAAGAUUGAGAUGACAGGUAUUGAGGUGAUGCUGGGGAGUGACGUUGGCCGCUGUGUGUUUCUGAGCUGGAGAGGGGCAGGUGGAGAUGCAGCCUCUACCCAUGAAGCCUUGCUGGCCAGUAGGUCAUCACGCCGAUUGGGGCGAGCCGUUGAGACACGGCCAGAAAUGGAUUGGGACAGCCUGAUCAUGCAGCAGAGCACCAUGAUCAUCUCAAGAGUUCCAAAGAUCUCAGUUCAGCUGAGCCACCAGCCUCCUGCCCUCAACAACGAAAUGUACUGCAUCAGCCUCACUGUCCAAUCACAGGAGGAGGGUGUGGCAAAGGAUGUAAAACUAACAGCUGGCCUCAAACCAGGCCAGGAUGCCAACCUAAGCCAGACCACACACGUUACAUUUGAUGGCUCAAAGGUUUGUGAUGAUUCUGCACCUGCUUUACUUCCUGACGUCCCUCUGGGUGACCUGAAACCAGGCGAAAAGUUGGAGAGCUGUAUAUAUGUGAGGUGUAUUUCCACUGGACCACGGGUGUUCCUGUUCCAUGUGGCCUACAGCAUCGAUACCACUGUGGAAGGACGACAGAUUGUCUGCAAAUGUCAUAAGGAUGAGACGGUUACCAUAGAGACUGUGGUCCCAUUUGAAGUGUCUGUCAAGUUUGUAUCCACCAAGUUUGAGCCAUUGGACCGUGUAGCAGUUGACAUUCCCUUCCUGUUGAUGACAGACAUCCUCUCCUCAUCUCCCUGGCCUCUUCUGUUGGCCUCCUCCUCUCUACAGCUCCUUACUAUGACCAGCAACACACCUGAGCUUCAUUCACAGCUACAGGAAGUGGUUUUGCAGGAAGGUGAGUCUGCCAGUGAGUGCUUCUGUCUCCGCUGUCCACCAUUGACCAACAGCAAUAACACGGUGGCUACAGGACAGUACUUGAUAUCAUGGAGGAGGAAACCCUCCAGUGCAGACAGUCCUCUCAUCCAGACGACAGUCACUCUACCUCAUGUCAUCCUGGAGUCUGUCCCUCUCUACAUCCACGCUGAUUUACCCUCAUUCGGCCGAGUCAGAGAGUCUCUACCAGUUCGUUACCACAUAGAGAACAGAACAGCUGUGGUGCAGGAGGUGGAGAUGGCUGUUGAACCUUCUGAUGCCUUCAUGUUCUCUGGACUCAAACAGGUGCGUCUCCGUAUCCUCCCUGGCUCUGAGCAGCAGAUGCUGUAUAAUUACUACCCUCUGAUGGCUGGUUACCAAACACUGCCCCAGCUCAACAUCAGCCUACCCCGCAGCGCAACGACCAACACACACACACUGAGACGCUUCCUGCCUCAGCGCAUCUUUGUCAAGCCUCAGGGUCGACAGCUGGAUGAUGCCUCCAUUGCUGCAGCUUAAAAAGGACACAACCUGUUGACUGUAAUAUGAAAUAAAUCUGCUUGUUCUUGAUGUAUGAGUCCUCACAGAUGACAAUAACACUAUUUGUUUUACAUUGUUGUGUAAAAACACACCAGGAAAAGCAUCCAUUGACCAUCAGGAGUGUAGUGUUGUGAGUGAAUGUGAUGACGUGAUGGGAGCAUGACAUGAGGCUGGUGAAUGAAACCUGAUAUUCUGAUGUUCAUGUUUAGUAAAAAAUCUUGUAUUAAUCUUGUGUGAUGUAUAUGGAAAUUUGGGUAGAGUGUAAUACAUUGUAACUGAAUGUAAUGAAGGUUUGAUUAAACUAAAGUGAUGGAAA
This is a messenger RNA of Hippoglossus stenolepis (Pacific halibut), 3999 nucleotides long. RefSeq names its product trafficking protein particle complex subunit 11 (gene trappc11). The coding region runs from base 288 to 3662 and encodes 1124 amino acids. NCBI's taxonomy places the organism in Eukaryota, Metazoa, Chordata, Actinopteri, Pleuronectiformes, Pleuronectidae. The record is from RefSeq and is a predicted model, not a curated record. The transcript has 30 exons.